GCGAUUUCCAUGGGCAAUAGGCCGGAAGUGGAAGACUUGUAGAAAGUGAAUCACGAUUUUGUAAAGCAUUCAAAUGAAAAAUAGCAUACUUUGUUGAUGAAGUGUCGGAUUCGUUAUUUAUCUGCUGAAUUGUUCAAAAAUCCAUCUGAUCGUUUAAUACGGAUGUAUUAAAAUCACUCUUUGUUUUGGGGAAAAUUAUUGCCCGAAACAAACAUGGCUUCCAUGCGAAGUCUAGAUGAUAUUGACUUGGCCCAGCUGAGGGAGCCUGCUGGAAUAUUUGAUUUAAUGGAAGUAGUGGGCAAUGGAACAUAUGGACAAGUUUUUAAGGGUCGUCAUGUUAAGACAGGACAACUGGCUGCCAUUAAAGUUAUGGAUGUUACAGAGGAAGAGGAGGAAGAAAUAAAACUCGAAAUAAAUGUUCUGAAGAAGUAUUCACAUCACAGGAAUAUUGCAACUUAUUAUGGAGCAUUCAUCAAGAAAGGCCGGCUACGGGGUACAGAUGACCAGUUAUGGUUGGUGAUGGAAUAUUGUGGAGCUGGAUCUGUGACUGACCUGGUGAAAGCAACGAAAGGAACCUCGUUAAAGGAAGAGUGGAUUGCUUACAUCUGUCGAGAAAUGCUUAGAGGAUUAUCACAUUUACAUGCUAAGCAUGUUAUACACAGGGACAUCAAGGGACAGAAUGUUCUUCUCACUGAAAAUGCAGAAGUUAAGCUAGUUGAUUUUGGAGUGAGUGCCCAGCUUGAUAAGACCAUUGGACGUCGGAACACUUUCAUUGGAACGCCGUACUGGAUGGCUCCGGAGGUUAUAGCAUGUGAUGAGAACCAGGAGGCUACGUAUGACAAUCGUAGCGAUAAUUGGUCGCUCGGCAUCACAGCCUUGGAAAUGGCACAGGGUGCUCCCCCUUUGUGUGACAUGCAUCCGAUGAGGGCGCUGUUCCUUAUUCCUAGAAAUCCAUCACCGAAACUCAAAAGCCCUAAGAAAUGGAGCAAGAAAUUCCAGAACUUUAUUGAGAAAUGCUUGAUAAAAAAUUACCAUGAUCGACCUAACACAACACAACUUCUGAAACAUCCAUUCAUCAAGGACAUGCCGAACGAACGCCAAACAAGGAUACAACUUAAGGAUCAUAUUGAUAGGACAAAAAAGAAACGAAUUGAGGAUUCUACAACAGAUCAUGAAGGUUAUUUAAGUCAGGAGAGUGAUGAAGAUGAAGCGAUACAAGAUGAAGGGGAACCAAGUUCUAUGCUACCUGGCCCCAAAGAUUCCACUCUACGUAAAAACUUUCAGGACAUCCAGAAUCAGCCAGUGCCAGUUCCAAAGCGUCCCGUGUCUCAGAUACCGUCCAGACCUGGCUUCCACCAGCCUCACCCCAUCGAGCAGAGUAGACCAGCCCCUUUGCCACCACAAAUCAGUAGACCUAGGGAGAGGCAAGCAGUCGAAGAUCAUGCUCCAAUCGCACAACCCAAAAUCCCAGUUGUUGUCGCUGCCCCCAAACCACAACCCAUCAUCACGCAGCAUAUGGCAAACCGCCCUCAAGUGGCGCAAUAUGUACAGGUUCAGCCUGAGGCUCCUAGACGUCGGCCUGCGUCAGAUAUCGUCAGACCAAACCCUAAUGCAGUGGAUCUUGCUGUGCUUGCUGAGCAUCUAAAGGAUCUUGCCACUGAGCCUUCGCCAGUAAUGCCAGUUGAUGACGAUGAGGAUGAAGAUGAGGAAGGGGAUAAAGAUGGAUUCGUUCUAGCAUCAGCAGCUCCACGACCACUACCUGACGACACAGACACUCUACAAACAUUUGUCAUUCAUGAGAAUGAAGAAAGUGAAUUGAAUAACAUUGCUGGGAUUAGUAUAUCAUCGAGUUUCAUAGCCGGAGCAUCGCAGUCUCCAAUUAACAGAACACAGGUUAGUUACCGGUUAGCUGUUGGACCCAGUCCACCAAGUAAACGAUCGGGUAUGGAAAAGCAGAAGUCGUUUGCAGCCUUCGGUUUUGGUGCUGCUACAUCAGCCACAGUCGGAAGCCAAGGCGUGUCAAGACGAGGCUCGCAGAUUAGUGUAAAUGUAAAGCCUACAACCCCUGAAAGUCUCAACGACAUGCCCGAAAUACGCAAAUACAGAAAACGAUUCAAUUCAGAGAUUUUAUGUGCGGCAUUAUGGGGUGUGAAUUUACUCAUUGGGUCAGAUAGUGGACUUGUCCUGCUGGACAGAAGUGGUCAAGGGAAAGUAUAUCCUCUGAUUUCACGUAAACGAUUCCAGCAGAUGGAUGUCCUGGAAAGCCAAAAUAUAAUGGUUUGCAUAUGUGGUAAAAAGAACAAAUUGAAGGCUUAUUACCUGUCUUGGCUUAAGCAAAAAAUUGUCAAGAAUGAGGAGGCAUUAGAUAGCAAGAAGAAGAUAGCGUAUGUACCCGUGGGUGACCUAGAAGGCUGCAUCCAUUAUAAAGUAGUGAAGUACGAAAAGAUUAAGUUUUUGGUGAUUGCUCUGCGAGACAGUAUUGAGAUUUAUGCAUGGGCGUCAAAACCCUACCACAAGUUUAUGGCAUUUAAGUCAUUUCCAAAUCUAGUUUUCCGACCUCAAAUUGUGGAGUUGACCGUUGAGGAUGGUCAUAGGUUGAAGGUUAUUUAUGGGUCAAGUGUUGGUUUCCAUGCCAUUGACCUAGAUUCAGCAUCUGUCAAUGACAUCUACUCACCUAGCUCUUAUUCUGGAAAAAUCACACCUCAUUGUAUUGUAAUCGUACCUAACACAGAAAACAAACAGCUGUUGUUGUGUUAUGACAAUGAGGGAGUAUUUGUGGACACAAAUGGAGAAAAAGUGAAAGAUGUGAUUUUACAAUGGGGAGAGCUUCCAACAUCAGUAGCAUACAUCAGUACUGGACAGAUCAUGGGCUGGGGCAAUAAGGCUAUUGAGAUUCGUGCUGCCGACACCGGCCACCUGGACGGUGUGUUCAUGCAUAAAAGAAGCCAACAAUUGCGAUUCUUGUGCGAAAGGAACGAUAAAGUUUUCUUCGCAUCUAUCCGCCCAGCAAACUCCCAAGUUUAUUUCUUAACCCUACGGGCAGGAAUGGGUAACUGGUGAGUUAAAACUUCAAAAGGUCACAGCAUCAAGGUGUCAUGAUAUCAUCUAUUUCAAGGUCAAGGAGUAUACGUCACUCGGAAUAUGAAUAACAUGAGUAAAACAAACUAGAGAGUGCUAGAAAAUGUGUCAUUUUUUUCUGCCCUCUGGGUAAGAAUUUAUCAUGUUAAUUUGUGUUUAAUACUAUAUGGAAAUGAUUGAUGGUUGUAUUGAAAGUGAUAUCCAAAAGGUAGUUCAUUUGAAGUUAUAAAUCUUUGUCCCAUAUUUAACAUUUAUUUACUGUAAUCGCCCAUUGUUUUAAUCAGUGUGAACAAAAUGAAUCCUGUAAAAUUGUGUCCGUUUAUGAAGGUCUUCCCUCAGAUUGUAGGUAACGUUGUGUAUAACAAUUUUUUAAUGACCCUACUUGUUUAUCAUUUUAAUUUUGCUAUAUAGAUGACAGAACAUUUGACUUCAUUUCUAAAAGUUCAAAUGUCAUUGCAGUUAAGACAAUUAUGUGUACGAUGUUGCACACCAAUAAUGUGAUGCCAAGGGCGCUGUAACUAAAAAUUGCAAUAUUUUUAGCAAUGUCAUUAUUUUGGAAAUAAUUAUUGAGCUGUGAGGGUACUGCAAAAAUAAUGUGAAUAAAAUAAUAAAUACUGGUAAAGAAUAAUAGAAGUAAAUAUAAGCAUAAUUAAAUAUGCCUGUAAAUGAAAAAUUCAGCAAAAAAAAAAUAAAACAAAUUAUAAAAAAUAUUCAAUAUUGACAAUUUUAGUGCAUGUACACAUUUGGUUAUUUCUGAAAUUUACUGUACAAGAGCAAUUUUAGAAAGUUGUUGAGAUAUUGUUGUCAAGUAGUUAUUUUACUCCAUGUUUGUGGUACUCCCUCAUGUCAUCUGUUCUUUUAAAGCGGUUUUUAUGAAUAGUUGUUGGUAUUUUAUGUGCAUCUUGCCAAAUUUUAUUCUCAUUUUAAAACAGCCAGGGUAAAAUAUAUGCCCUAACUAAAGAGUAUAAUUUGAUUGGCUGAUUGUAAAGAAGAAUGUCAAAAUCAUGAGGUACUAUUGUUGUCGGCACAAUACUUAUUUGCUUGCCGAAUUUGGUGAAAGAUAAUGUGAGCACAUCCAGGAUGAUAAUAUCAUCCAACUAUAGUAAAUUUAAAUGUUCAUUCGCGGGUGGUGCAUAUUGGGUAGCUAUUCAACUAUAAUAUAACAGUAAGCAAUAACUUUUUUUUCAUAGUGUGGUGGUUUAUUAUUUUUAUUUUGAUAUUUUUGAAUCUAUAAACUUUAUUUAGCAUUUUUUAUCAUUGCAUUGUGGGUAAUUCACUACCUUCAGGAGGAAUUGAAAAAAUUAUAGCACACAUGGGCUCUAUAUUCUAAUACAGUCUACCACCAAGAGAGGUGCACAGUCUAAAGUAUAGGUAGACAGUCUACAGUAGUGUUUGUUAGACAGUCUACCAGUAAAAAUGUACAGUCUACUGGUAGGGGUGCACAGUCUACCAGUAGAUGUACAGUGUACAGGUAGGUUUACAGUCUACUGGUAGAGGUGUAUAGUCUACUGGUAAAUGUACAGUGUACAGGUAGAGGCUUACUGUCUACUGGUAGAAGUGUACAGUCUACUGGUAGGGGUGUAUAGUGUACAGGUAGAGGCUUACUGUCUACUGGUAGAGGUAUACAGUCUGCUGGUGGAGGUGUAUAGUCUACCGGUAGAUGUACUGUACAGUGUACAGGUAGAGGCUUACAAUCUACUGGUAGAGGUGUACAGUCUACUAAGUCUUCUAGUAGAGGUGUAUAGUCUACUGGUAGAUGUACAGUGCAGAGGUAUACAAUCUACAACUACAGGUGCAAGUCUACUAGUAGAAGUAUAUAGUCUACUUGUAGUGGUGUACACUCAGUCUACCAGUAAACAUGUAUUUUGUGCCCAACCCAUACCUUUGUUCUACAAAUGCUUUUCCAGGGCAUAUUAUAAAUAAUUUUAAUAUAUUUCUCAAAUCUGUUUUUGUGCCUUGACUUUAUUUUAUAUUUUAUUGCCUUUAUGUUUGUUUGCAUUUAUACAUAUAAUUGAAGUUUAUUAUUAAACUUUUAAUUACAGUAUUAUUUUCUGCCUUAGAAAUAACACAUGUUUAAUUUUAUUAGAUGUUUAAUAAUAAAUCUUUGUGGUUGGUGAUAAGCAAUCUAAAUGCUUUGAUGUCCUGGACAUUGUUGUCGUGAAGAAUUUAACAGUUUUUAAAAUACAGUACCCCAUUUGCUUAUUGAUAUUUUAAAUCCUUAUUGGUUAUCUGCUGUCAUCAAAACUGUAAUAAAUAAA
Anneissia japonica is the source of this 5336-nucleotide messenger RNA. Its product is annotated as traf2 and NCK-interacting protein kinase-like. The transcript is spliced from 26 exons. The record is from RefSeq and is a predicted model, not a curated record. Gene Ontology annotation, biological process: protein phosphorylation. Gene Ontology annotation, molecular function: ATP binding; protein kinase activity. NCBI's taxonomy places the organism in Eukaryota, Metazoa, Echinodermata, Crinoidea, Comatulida, Comatulidae. The coding region runs from base 214 to 3060 and encodes 948 amino acids.